ACUCAAAUUUUCAUAUGCUUCCAAGUCAGACCCAAGCAGUUCUCUUUCAAGAUUUUCUGUUAAGAGCAAAUAAGUAUAACAAACUUCAGAUGCUUGGGGAGUCCUCAGAAAAUGAUAAAAAGCUUAUUCUUAUUGAAGACAUACCUAACCAAUUCUAUCGAGACCCUAGCAGUCUACAUGAAAUUCUCAGGAGGUUUGUUCGUACCAGUAGAUGUCCCCUUAUAUUUAUAAUCUCGGACAACUUCAGUGGAGACAGGAACCAGAGGUUACUGUUCCCAACGGAAAUUCUAGAGGAGUUGUGUAUAUCCAAUAUUAGUUUCAAGCCUGUUGCACCAACAAAUAUGAUGAAAGUUCUUAAUCGAAUAGCUGCAACAGAAGCUAGUGUGAACAGAGAAAAGAAUUAUGCUCUUGAUAGAACUUCUCUGGAGUUGCUUUGCCGAGGUUGUUCAGGUGAUAUAAGAAGUGCAAUAAACAGUCUUCAGUUUUCUUCUAUGAAAGACUGCUCAUUGGAGAAGGACUUUUGGUCAAAGAAAAGGAGCUCCACACUAAAAUGUGGAGCAGCGGCAGUAUCUAAAGUAAGAAUGAAAAGUAAAUCUAAUACUUCAGAAGACCAAGAGAUACAAGCUAUUGGUGGCAAAGACGCUUCCAUCUUUCUUUUCCAUGCUCUGGGGAAAAUAAUUUACUGCAAAAGAAAACCAGUGUCAGAAUCGGAAUUUCCUCAGCUGCCUGCUCACUUAUCAGAAUACCAUCGAGACACCUUGCUUAUUCAGCCUGAGGAUAUUGUGGAAAAAUCGCAUAUGUCUGGAAGCAUGUUUAAUUUGUACCUUCACCAGAACUAUGUAGACUUUUUUUCUGAUGUAGAUGAUGUAGUGAGAGCCAGUGAAUAUUUGAGCACUGCUGAUGUCCUUUGCAGUAAUUGGAGUACAUGGCUUGUGAUGGAAAAAUACAGUGCAUCUGUAGCUACCCGAGGGGUGAUACAUUCAAAUAUGUCUAGAGCCUUUGCCCACCACCAAGGAGGGAUGGGCUUCCGGCCUUUACAUAAACCCCAGUGGUUCUUUAUCAAUAAAAAGUAUAAAGAAAAUUGCCUUGCUGCAAAAUCUCUCUUUUCAAGCUUCUGUUUACCAUCCGAGUGUCUUCAGACAGAACUAUUGCCUUAUCUUGCUAUGUUAGCAAAUCCAAUGAGAAACCAAGCUCAGAUUGCUUUUAUCCAAGAUGUUGGAAGGCUACCACUGAAAAGACAUUUUGGGAGGUUAAAGCUUGAAACACUUACUGAUAAAGAUCCUGGGAUACCAGACUUAUUUGUUAGCUCUGAGGAGGACCAUGCCGAUGUCCACGCUAUGGAGAUGGCUGCGCGGGUGGAGAAUAACAGAACGAAUGAGAAUGAAACAGAUGAAUUCCCUCUGUCUUCAAGCCAGUGCAGUGGAAGUGAACUGCCUUGCAGUCAGCCUCAGCCGGUUGCAGCUCAAGCAAUCAUGGAGGAAGACGAAUUGAAGAUAGAGGAAUAUGAUAGUGACUGAGUACAACAAAAUAUGAACCACUGACUCGCCUGAAUAGAUUAAGAUGCUACAAAGGCCUUUGCUAAAGAGAGUAUGGUCUGCACAAAAGUACUGCCUUAGCUACUUUGGUGGGGUAGGAGGCCAUGUCUAAACAUGCUGUGUC
This is a messenger RNA of Cariama cristata (Red-legged seriema), 1659 nucleotides long. RefSeq names its product RAD17 homolog (S. pombe) (gene RAD17). Gene Ontology annotation, molecular function: DNA clamp loader activity; chromatin binding. Gene Ontology annotation, cellular component: Rad17 RFC-like complex; nucleus. Gene Ontology annotation, biological process: DNA damage checkpoint signaling; mitotic DNA replication checkpoint signaling; DNA repair. The annotation marks the transcript as partial. Lineage: Eukaryota; Metazoa; Chordata; Aves; Cariamiformes; Cariamidae. The transcript has 12 exons. The record is from RefSeq and is a predicted model, not a curated record.